CACCAGCGCCCCCCAUUUCUUGCUCCACAAUACGAAACCAGGCGCGGCUUGAAGAGCCUUCUAGAAUUUCCGCCACCUCAUACUUUUUGUUGCAAGACAUUGAAAACAGAUCGACAGUCGGACACAUUUUCUGUGUCUCUGCCGUUGAAGUGGGCGUAGAGAAAAGUUUGUUUCGGUGGGUAGGGGGGUUGUGUUGAGAGCGGAUGAUGGCGAGUGUGGAGGAGCAGGCGAUGGCGGGGACGAAGGAGGAGAAGGACUUGAAGAAGAACUCGUCGUAUAGGUACUGGGUGAGGGGGAAUCUGACGGGCGCGGCGCCGAAGCCUGUACCCCAGAGGCUGACGUCCGAAGAGGUGGCGGGGAAUGGGAAUGUGAAGUCGACGACGGUGGGAUCCAUGUGGAAUCAUGCGGGGACGUGGGAGGAGAAGGUGUUGAGCUCCUGGGCGGGGAGCCGGGUGAAGGAGCUGCUGCUCACGGUGGAGCCCGUGGAGUUCGAGGAGGGCACGGCCAAGGUCGCGGAGGUGACAAGCUGUAGCGGCGAUGCGUCGCUGGUCACAGUGCGGCAGAGGAAGCGGAUAGGUUACACGUUCGAGAUUGAGAUGAAGUAUGCGAUCAACAUGAAGCCCGGGGCUCAGAAGAAGGCUGUUGAAGGCAAGAUGAAGGUGCCUGAGGCUUGCUAUGGCGAGCUCGACGAUCUGGAGUUACAAGUCACCAUUAGUCCUUCCGAUGUCACGGAUUCGGCGCAGAGGAAGAGGGUCACGCAAACGAUGACGAAAUUGUUCUUGCCCAAGAUACGGCGCAAGCUCGAGGAGUUUGAGGCGGAGUUGAAGGAGAGGUGAUGCGUGCGGGGGUUUAGCGGCCAGCAGAGUAAGCGCUACUCUGCGGAGGCCAUUCAUUCUUUCGUCCUUCCCCUCUUUCUUCAUCAAAACAUCCGCCUACAGACCUUGCUCUUGAUUCCUUCAACAACUUCUAUCGAGAAAGUGAAUGAUGUUGCACAAUAUGGGUGUCGCCGCUGCGAAUCUCCUCGUGGUCGCAGAGCAUGCCGUCCGACAAAGAAUCGUUACCCAUGAUCUGCCUGAAAAGUCUUCGGUGUUAGCUCAGUAGCUUGCAUUCCUUAAUUUUUUGUGUUGGUCUGCCAUGCUGUGGCUGAUCUCGACCAGGUCACACUGCCUUAUUCUCGAGGAGAACAGUAGUUUUGCGGAAGAGAGUGGCUUCCUGAAGCUUAUAGGAUUAUAAUCCAGAGGCAGAAAUUUAUUAUGGUUGGUUUGUAUCUCCGACCAGGGCAGGAAACACCAUAGUUACUUAGGCUUUAAGAGAACUGCAAGAAAACCACAUGGAAAAACGAUGAUGGUAAUGUUACAUAAUUGCUUCAAUUUUAAGUACUCAUCUUAUGUUGCUUAGGAAC
Physcomitrium patens is the source of this 1402-nucleotide messenger RNA. RefSeq lists its product as uncharacterized. Gene Ontology annotation, cellular component: cytosol. The record is from RefSeq and is a predicted model, not a curated record. Gene Ontology annotation, biological process: positive regulation of ATP-dependent activity; protein folding. Lineage: Eukaryota; Viridiplantae; Streptophyta; Bryopsida; Funariales; Funariaceae. Gene Ontology annotation, molecular function: protein-folding chaperone binding; ATPase activator activity.